CCCGGCCCCUCCCCCAGCCGGCUUUUCGAGAACCGCCGCGGGACAGAUGUCCAGAAUCUGUCCGAAGUUUAGACCGUUCAUGUUUCUGGAUGUUAGGAUCGGAAAAUGCUCUUAGACGAUGAAGCAUCAGAGGAUGAAUCAGAUUCAGUUUCUUCAAACAGUGAAGCUACCUUUUGAAAUAUGUGACCAUUCUACAUUUUAAAUGAUAGCAACAUCCCUAAUGGACAUACAUUAUGGAAGAUUUGGACUUGGUGAAAACUAUACAUGAAGCCUCUCCAUCGUCUAUAGAAUCUGAUGUCAGAAGUAUUCAUCAUUCUGUUGGAUGUAACUUAAAUAAUAGCAGAAGUAGUCCCCUCCUUAGUACAAAUGGGGUAUCCUCUUUCUCAGGGAAGACAUCUGUAAUUCAAGGUGCAUUUGAAGUCUUAACCUCUUUUAUGCAAGAUCUACAAAACAGUGGAAGGACUGAUUCAGAAAUUUGGAGGAACUGUGAGCAGUAUGAAAAUACAAAGAUACUGUCAUAUUAUGAUGCUGAAGUUCAGUUCCAGAUCAGGUGGUUGCAGUUAUUCAGCUUGGUAGAGAAACAGUGUCAAGAGCAGAUUGCUGCCCAGCAACAGCAAUUCUACAGUCAAAUCCAACGUAUACAAGAGGAGAUCCAAAAUUUAGUAAAACUGCAGAUUAACAGUAGUUUGUGGAACCCCUGCAAUGAAAACUCUCCCAACAAACUUGCAAAUGCUUUUUCUACAUUAGAAAGCCAAAUGGUAUCGUGUUCCGAAAUCUGUGAGGGAAAUGAGCACACUAUUAGCCAACCUAAUACUGAGGAACCUAAAAUUAAGCCAAAAACUUCUGCUUCACAUCAAGAUAGUACCGUGGAUAGUAUUUCAGUGAGCAGCGGAUAUGGUACCUUCAGUGCCGCAGAGCUAAAUCCCAACCCACGGAAAAACACGAAAGAGUUCAUGGAGCGAAAAGAAGAAGUUUCCAAAGGACAAGAUGAAGCAUCUGUGGCAUCGAAGGACCCAUCAAAAGAUAAUAUAAAAAACCAGAGAGUAUGUAUACAAACCAUUGAAGAGUUUGGUUCAUCUUUAAAAGAAGAUAUUUCUAUGUGUCCUAAUGAACUUGAGCAUAGUUUUGCCGAUGAAGCUAAGAGUUUUGAAGAGCAACUAGGAAAAACCAGCAGUAGUAAGUCUUUAACAUCUUGGGCACAAAAGUUGAAACAAAACCAGCCAAAAAAAGCACACGUGGAAGAGGGAGGUUCCUACUCUAUGCAAGGAAAUGAACAAGCCAAGAAAGCAACAAUUGAGAAUCCCGAAAUCACUGCUGAUACACAUCCUCCUGCCUUUUACCUCAGUAAACCAGAUGAAAGUCCAAAUUCUCUGAUGUCUGAAGCAUCAGGAUUGACUUACUGGAAGCUAGAAGAGAAAGAACUGUAUCAUUCUUUGCCAGAGACUUCGGAAAAUACACUUUCAAGUGUUUUCCCCUCGAAAGUCUUACCGAACCAGUCUAACUCUGGAAUUGAGGUGAAGCUGCCAUCGCUGAAAGAAAUUUAUCAUAAAAAACAAAAGGAAAACAAGCAGCUCCCUGAAUGGACUCUCUCUUCUGCUUCUCAUUCAAGUCAUCCUCCAGAGGUUUUGACACUCGAUCCAACGCUACACAUGAAGCCAAGUCUACAAAAUCUAGGGAUUCCAUCCCAAAACCUUUUAAGUACUCUCGAUGACAGAAUCUCAUUUUCUCCUGACUCUGUGUUAGAACCUAGUAUGUCUAGUCACUCUGAGAGUGAUACGUUUUCUCAAGCAAGUAAUAUCACUUCCUCUCAGUUGGGUGGAUCCCCAAAAUAUCCUUCUAGUAUUCAAGCUUCAUGCAUGGAUUCUUGGAAAAGUCAUGCAUUCCAAAAUGAAAGGAAUACCAGCCCUACUUUUCCCUUAGCAUAUACUGUUGCUGGUAAUGACCUCCUAAUCAACCCCGAAGAUGAAGAAAAUACCAUAAUAUUAACUCCUUCAUCAACCAUUCAAUCACCAUUUCCAAGUGCAGACAACAGCUUACCAGAAGGCAAUGUUUCAGUGACUUCCUUUGACGACCCAGUGAUGCUAUCUAAAAUUAGGCAGAACCUGAGGAGAAAACAUGAACGACAUAUAGCUGAUCUUCGGGCUUAUUACGAUGCAGAGAUACAUAGCUUGAAACAACAACUGGAAGCAAAUAAUAUGGCAUCUACGUCUGAAGAUUUGAAGAAAACCAACCAGAAUCUUAUAGACAGAUGUGACCAAUUAGAGAGUGCUCUGAAUGAAGCUAAUACUUACGUGAGAACCCUUGAAAAUAAGAACAAUUUGCUGGAAAUGGAAGCGGCUGAUUGGAGAGAACGCUUUAAUGCAAUCAGUAGUGCCUCCAAAGUUUUGCAGGAACGAGUAGAAGAAAUGCGAAUAAGUAAUAAGGAAAAAGAUAACAGCAUCAGUCGACUAAAAUCUAGGCUGAAGGACCUAGAAGAAGCUUUUGAGAAGGCGUACAAGCUAGCAGAUGAUAAAGAUGCUAGAAUAAAGCAGGAAAACAGAGUAUUUCAAAAUUGUAAUGUUUUUAAGCUCCUAGGAGAAUACGAAUCCCUUGGAAGAGAACAUGAAAGAGUGAAGGAUACACUCAGUGCAACUGAGAAUAAAUUGUUCGAUGCACAUACUCAAAUUUCUGAUUUGAAAAGAACAAUUUCAAAACUUGAAGUCCAAGUCAAGCAAGUUGAACACGAAAGUAUGUCCAAACUCCGACAUAAUACCAAAGGUCAUUUGAGAACAUCAAAUUUCAAGUACCAUUCUCCUCCGGAAAAGGAUUUCUCAUGUGAAGGUGACCGCACAACUUUAAUGGCAAAGAAAGAAAAGGAGACCUCAGAUACACCAAUUAUGAAAGCUUUGAAAGAAUUUGAUGAAGGAAGAGCAUUUAAAAAUUGGGGCACACAGACUGAGAAAGAGGACCAAUCAAUCAAAGCAUUAAAUAGCCGGCACAGUGUUGGCUUUGCUGAAUCACCAUUCAAUGUCACUCGGUCCCCAGAGAAAGGUAAAGACCAACAUAGGCCAAAGAGGUUCACGUCAUCGGCUGCACAGAGAUCAUCAUCUCUUCCGCCUUCAAACAGAAAACCUAAUACUCCAACAAAAAGGGAGAUAAUGCUUUCACCAGUGACCGCGACUUAUAGCCCAAAGCGAUCUCCAAAAGAGAAUCUCUCCCCAGGAUUCAGCCAUCUGCUUAGCCAAAACGAAAGCAGUGUAACUCGUAGAUUUGAUGUACUCUUGGAUGAUUUGGAUAGUGUUCCUGUGUCUUCAAUUCAACAGAGCAGUCCAAGAAAACGAUUGCAGUUCCUUUCUUUCAGUGAUGAAGAAGAAAAUAAACUUUCAAACAAGGAUAACCAGGUGAAGCAUAGCUUUUGUGCUGGACCAUUCCCUAGCAGAAUGACAAGAGGAUCUGUGGGGUCAGCCUGGGAGGAGACUAUGUCGGUUCCCAACGAUGAAUGUACAUCUCUAUCAGUUACACCAUAUGGUGAAGAUUUCGAGUACACGGCAAGAAUUAGGACACUAGCUGAAACUGAGAGGCUUUUCGAUGAGCUUAUUCAAGAAAAACAACAGAUUGAAGCAGCUCUAAGCCGAAUGCCUUGUACUGGAGGAAGAAUGACCUUGCAAACAAGAUUAAACCAGGAAGCCUUGGAAGAUCGCUUGGAAAAGAUUAAUCGAGAACUGGGCUCAAUUCGUAUGACGUUGAAGAAAUUUCAUGUUUUGCGUACCUCUGCAAAUCUCUGAGAUUUGUAUCUAUGAAAAUUUGAAAGAUUUUUGUUUGCACUAAUGGAUAAUUAUGCACUCUGAAAAUGCAAACUGUUUUGUACUCUUUGUAAAGCCUCGAGUAAUUUUGCAGUCAUGCUAUUCUUUAAAUUUAAUAUUUUGUACUUCAAACAGCCACAUAUAUUUUAAAGAUAUUUUUGUUAUUCUCAGGAAUCUGUUAGCUGUAUAUUUUACUAUUUAAAAAGUGUUAUUUUUAAAUAGUAUAUGUAUCCAAUUUAUAGUAAGAAUAAGGAAGUAUAAACAAAGGCAGCUUGUUUUCUAAACAAAUAACGUUACUUUUACAGUUCACUUUGCACACCCUUUUUAUAGACUUACAUUGUACUGUAAAUAAUAUACAUUAACCUUGAUUUAUUUUUUUUAAUAAUUAGGAAUAGAUACCAUAAAGCUUAACAGUAGAACUGUAAUAUGAUGAAAUUUAAUUUCAUGUAGACAUUUGUUUUUUACAAAGUAUCCUGUCUUUUUAGUUUUCUUCAUUAGGCUUUUAAAAUUAUGAUCCUCUUCUGUUUCAAAUACAAUAAUUGGCACAUUAGAAAACUGAGUAGGUAGAUUUGAAAAUAAACCGAAAAUGGAUGAAUCCUUCGA
This is a messenger RNA of Ornithorhynchus anatinus (platypus), 4385 nucleotides long. It is a transcript of the gene MPHOSPH9, whose product is annotated as M-phase phosphoprotein 9. The transcript has 24 exons. The record is from RefSeq and is a predicted model, not a curated record. Lineage: Eukaryota; Metazoa; Chordata; Mammalia; Monotremata; Ornithorhynchidae. Gene Ontology annotation, cellular component: centriole. Bases 234 to 3764 code for a protein of 1176 amino acids.